Messenger RNA from Gossypium arboreum, 1100 nucleotides. RefSeq names its product myosin-2-like. The transcript is spliced from 5 exons. Gene Ontology annotation, cellular component: vesicle; myosin complex; cytoplasm. Gene Ontology annotation, biological process: actin filament organization; vesicle transport along actin filament. The coding region runs from base 16 to 870 and encodes 284 amino acids. NCBI's taxonomy places the organism in Eukaryota, Viridiplantae, Streptophyta, Magnoliopsida, Malvales, Malvaceae. Gene Ontology annotation, molecular function: microfilament motor activity; actin filament binding; ATP binding. The record is from RefSeq and is a predicted model, not a curated record.
AGCUAUAAAAGUUUCAUGAAUUACCGGCGUUUUUUUAGAAAACACCACAAAUGGCCAUUAUUUUUUUAUAAAAAAACGCAAAAUACCGCCGACUCCCAAAAUUUAUUUUUUGGUUACCCGCUCGUUAACCAAAUCCCCCAAAUUUCUUUUUCCCUUCUACUCUCAAAAUUUGCCCCCAAAUCUCUCCGGCUACGAGACAAUUCCGAUAGGCCCAAAGAUUUACCGCCGGCAUUACCUUCUCGACCACCAUCAAGGGCAAGGAUUCGAUUGGGACGCUGGUCUGCUCAGCCGAACUUCAAUACCGAUUCUAAUAGCGAAAGCGGUGGUGAAGGGCAAAGGAAAGAAAAUGAGUUGCGAGUGAAGAGGAAUACCUUUUGGAACAAAAAAAGGAGGAAAGAUGUGAAUGCGGAUUCGCCAUAUAAUGUGGUGGCAGUGGAAAGAAUUGAAGGAGAGGAAAGGAUGGAGGAAACGGGGGUUUUGGAAGGGAGUGAUAAUAUUGGGUAUUUUAUUAAGAAAAGUAAAGCAGGUCCAAUUUUGAUUGCAGUCAACCCAUUCAAAGAUGUCCAAAUUAAUGGGAAGGAUAUUGUCACGAGUUAUAAACAGAAAGCUACAGACAAGCCUCAUGUUUUUGCUAUAGCAGAAAACGCUUAUAAUGAGCUGAUGAAUGAUGGAGUAAAUCAAUCUCUGAUGAUAAGUGGGAAAAGUGGAGCUGGGAAAACUGAGACGGCAAAAUUCGCGGUGCAAUACCUAGCUGCCCUUGGAGGUGGCAAUGUUGGGAUAGAGUGUCAAAUCCUCCAGACAAGUUGUAUACUUGAAGCAUUUGGAAAUUCAAAGACAUCUAUGAAUGUCAAAUCUAGUAGAUUUGUUUGAGUUUUUGUUGGAUGCAUGGUCCAGGAUUAGUUGAAUUCAUGCAUAGUGACGACUUGUUUAAGCUAAUUGCUUAUCUUAAAGUGUGCAUUCUAUCAUUAUUUUGUUCUAUUUGUAUUUUGUUAGAUUUCUGAUGUAGUAUGAUAAGUGCGGUAUUUUGUUUGGCGGGAUGUAUUUAUAUCAUAGAUUAUUCUUCUUAUCAAUAUUUUGAUAAUGAAUUUAAAUUUUUUAUA